ACAUUAUAUAUGAGGAAUAAGGAUGUCUACACUCACCCUUACCUAGCUGCUGGACGAGAGAGGGAACGGACGCGCGGGAGGAGUACAUAUGACUUUUUGCAUAUCAUUACGAAUCCAUCUACGGCACGAUCAAGCGCUGCCUUGUACUUAACAUUUAAACAUACCAAAUUCUGUUAUAUAUACAAUUUUGUGGAAGCUGAUUAUACUUAUAUCUACUGUGAACCGUCUAAUUCAUUGACGAGCCCCGAAUUGUCGAACAAGUUAUGGUGACCCCGACGUGAUGGACUGGAUCCGAAGGAAGUAUUGCCCAUUCCUUUAGUGCUAACCAUUUCCUACCUUUCAAAGGAAAUAUCGGGAUAUAAGUCGGUGAGAACUAGUGAUUUGGUCAACUACACUGCACAGCGGUUUCCAGCGGCGGCGCCGAGUUACACCGUGUCGCGUUGCGUUGACCGCCCGGUACCUAUAGUGCACAUCUGUUAUCAGCGAUAAGCUGUUCUACUCAUCAUUUACGAGGUUGGAUUCAUUUUAAUUACUUUUAACUAACAUCUUUUGUUAUUUUCGCCUGCAUUAUGACCGAAUUAAAGGACCUUUUAAAACAAAGGGCCACUCUUAGAGGCCGCGUAACAUUAUUUGAAAAGUUUUUAACGCCUUUAAAGAGUCUAGAUAGUGUAACUGAGCGUAAUAAAUUAAUAAACAAUGAAUUAAGCUUAAGAUUAUCUAAAUUUUAAGAGUUGAGUUACACUUUCGAUGAAAUUCAAAGUGAAAUUGAGGAAUUAGACUCCGAUACGUCAAAACAGAUGGAAGAAAGGGAGCAAACGGAAAACCAGUUCUUCCAUUUGAUUGGCACCGCUCAAGAGUUUUUAGAUGCGUUUAACAAUAGCAAAUUAAAACAAGGAGACGAGUCUUCAUGUCGUGGCAGUUCCACAUCAAUAACAAAUCACGUUAAACUGCCACCCCUGAAAAUUCCUCCUUUCAGCGGUGAUACAAGCAAAUGGCUUAUGUUUCGAGACAUGUUCUUAUCUCUCAUUCACAAUAAUGAGAAUUUAGACAACAUAAGUAAAUUCCAUUAUUUAAAAUCAUACUUGGAGGGUUCCGCUCUGGCAGUCAUUAAUUCAGUCAGCGUUUCGGCAGAUAAUUAUCAAAUUGCUUGGUCGUUGCUCUGUGACAGGUACGACAAUAAGCGUCUAUUAAUUAACGAACAUAUUAAAUGUCUAUUUUCGAUUGAGGCGCUCUCUAAGGAGUCCGACCGGGACCUACGCAACUUAGUUGAUGCAAUUUCAAAAAAUUUAAGCGCUUUGAAGUUGUUAGGCGAGCCGACUGAUAGUUGGAGCACGCUCAUUAUUUAUAUAGGCUCAUCGAAGUUGGACUCGGUAACCGCGAGAAAUUGGGAGGAACAUCGAAGCAAAUUAGAAACCCAUACUUUGGAGGAUUUUUUCAACUUUCUUCGUCAAAGGGCCACUGUAUUAGAAACAGUCUAUGCCGCUAAAACUUCAAAUAAUCAAAGUUCUAACAAUAAUAAUAAGGUUGAAAAUCGUCACAAUUUUAAUAGGUCGAAAUCAUUUAUUUCUUCUUCGCUCGAUUCACAUCCCCGUGGUUGUUGUUUGGCCUGUAAACAAGAUCAUAAAUUAUAUGAGUGCAACAAAUUUAAAUCAAUGUCUGUGGAAGAACGAAAUGCAAAGGUCUUUCAAUGGAAAUUAUGUAGUAAUUGUUUACGUAAUGAUCACCAAUCGUACCAAUGCCGGCUCGCAGGUUGCCGCAUCUGUAAAAGAAGGCAUAAUACUUUACUUCAUAAAACAAACAACUUGCCCAGCGGUUCGCAGCCGCACCAAUUGCAAUCAUCAUCAUCAUCAUCAUCACGACAAGAUAUACAAAAUAACGUAGAAUCGUCUACGUCUACAUCCUUGCCUACCACGUCAACUUCUAACGUUGACGUACCUACCAAUGCUACUGAUAACGCAUCUUCUUGCCCGCGUCCGGUAAUUACUCUGUCUGCUGGCUCCUCAGGCCUGGCUCUUCAUUCAACGGCUGUGGUUGAGGUGUCAAACAAUGGCAACACAAUUAAAUUGCGCGCUCUUCUAGAUAACGGUUCGCAAUCUUCAUUCAUUACGGAGGCGGCGCAAGCUAAGUUAGGAUGCCCUAAAAUUAAAAAAUACAACUGCGUGUCCGGUCUUAAAAUGCAACCGUAGGCAUUGCCGAACACUGCAACGUACAGAUAAGGUCUACUUAUACCUCAUUUACUACAAAUGUUAAAUGUUAUGUCCUAUCAAUUAUAACCGACAUUGUUCCUCAAACUGAGAUACGGGUUGAUGAACUAGAUAUCCCCGGCCACAUCCAACUUGCUGAUCCAGACUUCUAUCGCCCUGGAGAUAUAGAUAUGCUUCUAGGUUUGGAUAUCUUCUGGGAUGUCCUGGGUACUUCUCAAAUAAAACUCGGACCAAAUAAACCGAUCCUUUAAGAAACUGAGCUCGGAUGGAUCCUUGGUGGCCGCAAUGGGGGGAAAUGUGCAAAACGUCCCGUCCUAGCAAAACUUAUUGCCAUUUCAGUCAGGACAUACAACAGCAACUUGUGAAGUUUUGGGAAAUAGAAGUGGUUCCUAAAAACAAACCUACGUCAAACAGUGACGAACACUGCGAAACCCUUUUUCAAGAAACCACACAGCGUGAAGAGGAUGGCAGAUUUUGUGUUCAAAUACCUCUUUGCGAUUCACCAGAUGUCUUAGGCGACUCAUUUAAAGUAGCUGAACGGCGACUACAUCAGAUGGAACGUAAAAUGAAGCAAAACUCAGAAUUUAAACAAGAGUAUACAA
This is a messenger RNA of Cydia pomonella (codling moth), 2806 nucleotides long. RefSeq lists its product as uncharacterized. NCBI's taxonomy places the organism in Eukaryota, Metazoa, Arthropoda, Insecta, Lepidoptera, Tortricidae. Bases 798 to 2186 code for a protein of 462 amino acids. The record is from RefSeq and is a predicted model, not a curated record. The transcript is spliced from 2 exons.